ACACGAAGAUAUCCGCCACAUGAGCACCGCAGUCAGGCUCAACUCCAAGAUGAGGGAUAUCUCCGGCAAGGCGGCGCUGGUUAUCAUCAACCUGCCCUGUGUGCCUGAGUCGACCAGAGGCCGAGCAAACUAUAUGUCUUUCCUUGAGGUCCUAACGGAAGGCCUCAACAGACUGUUGCUGGUCAGGGGAACAGGCGGAGAGGUCAUCACCGUCUACAACUAA
Messenger RNA from Candidula unifasciata, 223 nucleotides. Lineage: Eukaryota; Metazoa; Mollusca; Gastropoda; Stylommatophora; Geomitridae. The record is from the annotation of a GenBank genome assembly.